UGUAGAUUGUAGAUAGUAGAUACGACUAUCACUUUUGUUCCCAGUUCCACUUCCUUUCACUCUCUGGAAAACGAGAAAGGUUUUUACUUUCUAGCUCCGACGACUAGAACCCUACUCAGAGCUCAGCUGACACCGCUCUUCCAUCCAUGAAAUUCCCCCUUCGUUCCAUUCUCGGUGCCUGGCCGGCGGUCAUCCGAGCUCUGGGCCGCCGGAACUUCGCCGCAGCCGCUUCUACGGAGGAAUACGCCAAGCGGAAUUAUGCCAAUAAUGUCUCCGAAUACAACACCGUCGUUGCUUCCCUCACUUCUCAGCGGAGGGGUUAUUUGUUGAGAGAUGUCUACGAUGAUAUGGUGCUGGAUGGAGUGCAGCCGGGUCGAGAUGUCUUCCAUUCUUUGAUUGUUGGAACCAUGAAAAGUGCUCGCUUGCAGGAUGCUUUCUACUUCAGAGAUGAAAUGAAAGCUAUGGGCUUGGUUCCCGAUGUAGCGGUGUACAAUUUCUUAAUUUCGAUGUGUGGCAAGUGCAAGAACUCUGACCAAGCAAUUCAGGUUGGUUGAUGCUGUUGUGAGUUUUCUAGCAAGGCUUAUUAACCUUCUUGUACCCUUUUUAUGCUCACUAGCCAUUGCUUGGGCUCCAAAUGGACAAACCUUUGUGUGUCUACUCAAUGCCUGUGCAGCAACUGGCCGGCUAGAUCGUGUGUAUGUAAUUCUUUCCUUAUGUUAGUUUGUUUGAUAUCUCCAUUUCACUGAUGCUUAGUUUGUAAGGUUAGUAAUUUACUUGGUGCUUCUUUGCUGCAGUUUGUUGUAUAUGGGCCAAUCCACUAGCAAAGUUGUUGAAAUGAUAUUUGAUUAGUAAACUCUCGUCCCAAUAAUUUGUUGGGCUGAGCAGUAGUUGAAAAGCUUGUAUCAAGGUUCAUACUUCAUAAGCACAAUUCUAUUUAUUUUACAUGGUAUAGGUAUGCAAUUGUCCGUGAUAUGACUGCAGCUGGCGCUGGCUUGAACAAGACACCUCGUGGAGAUGAUACAGCCAGCAAGAUUAUUGAGUUAGUCGAGCAAUCAAAGGGAUGGUCAUCGGUUGAUGGAGCAACUUAUGCUGCUGAAAAUGUGGCGAGGGGUGUAUCUGAAGAGGAGUUAUAUAAUUUGCCAACAGCUGAAUACAUUCAUCGGCGUGGAGGGUUCUUGAACAAGAAACUAACUGUGUAUCAUGUUGCACUCCAUGCUUGUGCAGAACUGAAAGAUGUACAGGAUACGGAAGUUUUGUUGGAGAUGCUUCAGAAGGACAAAGAAUCUCCUGAUGUCUUCAUUCUAAUGCAAACAAUGAGGUGCCAUCUACAAUGUGGCGAUCUGGAUCGUGGUCUUGCUAUCUUUGAAGAGUACAUGAAUUCUGGCAAACCUAAUAUGAUGGAGCUCUAUUUGACUCUUAUAGAGGGAGCCAUGGUAGGAUAUACUCCCAAGGGAAUGCAACUUGCACAAGACACACUGGUAAAACUGACCGAGAAGAAUUACUUUUUGAAUCCCAAAAUCGGAAGCGAUCUCCUUCUUGUAGCAGCUGGUGAAGAGACCGGUGGGUACACGACUGCCAAUUACAUAUGGGACUUGAUGCAAGCUCGUAACAUGAUACCCACCUUCCCUGCCGUGGAAGCAUACUACAAAGGCUUGAAGAAACGGGAUAUACCUGAAGAUGAUGCUAGGCUGCUGCUCGUUUCUCGUACUUAUGACAAUCUGCUUGUCAAAUUCGGGCCAAGACCAGGGGUUACGACGAAUAGGCCUCCGAGAACUGCCGAGCCAGAGAUGGAGCAGAAACCCUCUUCAGUAACGGAAGCCAACCAAGCAUAGGCCCUCUUUACAUGACGCAAGUGGAUCAAAAGUCUUCGUUAUUGGCUCCACUUUAAAAGACAAUUUCACAGAGAUACCAGACUGUUUUUCCUUGUAGCCCUUUUUGGGAGGAGGAAACACCACAUGACAUAAUUGUAGGAGUUCCAUGAUAAGCUUGAUUGAUGCUCUUCCAUUUCCAUACCAGUUAGGAAUCAAAAUUUUAUGUUUUGUCCAUCAAUUCGAUUCUUGAAUCUCUCGUUUCUUACGAAGCAUUUGACAAUGGUGACUCUGAAUGGAGUGAAUCUUUUUUAUUGCUUGAAGAAGGGCAUUAGUUUAUCGUUUGAGUUUAUUCGGAGAAGAGUG
Molecule: messenger RNA, 2174 nt
Organism: Linum tenue
Lineage: Eukaryota; Viridiplantae; Streptophyta; Magnoliopsida; Malpighiales; Linaceae
Source: the annotation of a GenBank genome assembly